AUGAACUGGCCACCAAUCAAGAAGACAAAGAAUACUAUUCAAUCAAAAAUCAAUACGAGUAAUGAUCUUGAAAAAUUCUUUAUAGAUGGAAAACGUGCAUCAAGAAAACAAUUCCCACUUCAGAAUGCCUUUGUCCUCACUUCUGAUAAAGUGCAAGGUUUAACAUUACUUCAAGUAACUACUUCCAUUGAUGAAUUCUUAUUUGCAGAAGGUCAAGCUUACAUCGCAAUGAGUCGUGCAACUUCAUGA
Molecule: messenger RNA, 249 nt
Organism: Diversispora eburnea
Lineage: Eukaryota; Fungi; Glomeromycota; Glomeromycetes; Diversisporales; Diversisporaceae
Source: the annotation of a GenBank genome assembly